Chanos chanos (milkfish) is the source of this 5029-nucleotide messenger RNA. It is a transcript of the gene bag6l, whose product is annotated as BCL2 associated athanogene 6, like. The record is from RefSeq and is a predicted model, not a curated record. The transcript is spliced from 25 exons. Bases 279 to 3983 code for a protein of 1234 amino acids. Gene Ontology annotation, molecular function: polyubiquitin modification-dependent protein binding; misfolded protein binding. Gene Ontology annotation, cellular component: BAT3 complex. Lineage: Eukaryota; Metazoa; Chordata; Actinopteri; Gonorynchiformes; Chanidae. Gene Ontology annotation, biological process: ERAD pathway.
GAAUAGUACAUACGGCAAAGAAGAUACAGUUUACUGUUCACUCGAGAGGAUCAAAAGUCAAACGACAGCAUAUGUAUAUCUCCAAAUAAUUUUUGAUUGUCGCGGACCUCUUGGACGUUAAAGAAAAGGUGGCUCCCUUGAGGAUUAGCUGGCGUGCUAGCAGCCGUAUAACUGGACUUAACUCGAAUUGUUUAGCUAACGUUACCGAGCUCGCGGCUCUUCAACCCUAGAGAUUAAAACAGAUUUGCCCAAGACAUCUCAGUAAGCAGUUGAAGGGCAUGGAGGAGCCAGGAACUAUAGAGGUGACUGUAAAGACUCUUGACUCUCAGAGCAGGAGUUACACUGUCCGGGGAGAGUGGACGGUGAAGGAGUUUAAAGAACACAUUGCUGCUUCAGUUGAGAUUCCAGUGGACAAACAGAGGCUGAUAUACCAAGGCAGGGUCCUGCAGGAUGAGAGGACUCUGACAGAAUAUAAUGUGGCUGGUAAGGUGAUCCAUCUUGUAGAGCGAGCCCCACCUCAGACAACUCAGUCUGGGGGUGGAAGUGGAGGGGUCCCUGGAUCCUCAGGCGGAGCCGACGGAGGAUCCGGCUCCUCCCACUCAUCCUCUACCUCCACCACCCAAGGCCCUCCACAUGACCGCAACGGUAACAGCUACGUCAUGCUCGGCACUUUCAACCUGCCGGUUAAUAUCAUGGAUCCCCAGCAAAUACAGAUGUCAGUGCAGCAGAUGAUGGCUGGUGUUGGGGAGGCUGGGCGGAAUGCCAGAGUCAGUACCAGUGCUGGGACCAAUGGAUCCUUGGACGUACAUAUCAACUUGGACCAAUCAGUGCAGAGUGAACCAAGAAUGAGACUCCAAUUGGCUGAGAACUUGCUGAGAGAGACCCAAUCUUUGAUCCACAGACUUGAGGUGCAAAGAGGUCAAACAAAUGAAACAUCCUCCCAUCAGGAACCAACGCCUCCUCAGACAACGUCGUCUUCGUCACCUUCUUCUUCUGCACAACCGAUGGACACCUCUCCACCCCCUCCUCCUCCCUCCUCCUCCUCUUCCACACAAACAGAGGGAUCCUCUUAUACUGGGCCCAAUCAUCCAAGCCCAGCAGAGCUGGUGGAAGUUCUCUCAGAAGUGAGGAGGGUUGAGGAGAGACUUCGUCCUUUUAUGGAGAGAACGCACUCCAUCCUUGGAGCAGCCAGUUCAGCAGAUUACAACAAUAAUACUCAAGAACGAGAUGAAGACCAGCGCGUCCUCAAUAUGGUGGGAGAGUCCCUCCGUCUCCUAGGCAACACGCUGGUUGCCCUUAGCGACCUGCGGUGUAAUCUGGCCGCACAGCCUCCCCGACACCUUCACGUGGUCCGGCCCAUGUCUCAUUACACGCCCCCGGUUCUGCUGCAGAGCGGGUUACCCCACAUUCCCAUACCGAUGAACUUGGGCACCACUGUUACCAUGACAUCCAAUGGCAGGCAAUCAACUGAAGGCCAAUCACAGCCCUCCCAGCCUACAGGCCAAUCAGAGCAGCAGCCUCAAGCAGCACCUCGUCCACCUAACGCAUCCAGUCAUCAGCCUGGCCAGGGUCAGGGAACUCCACGAGUCAUAAGGAUAACUCAUCAGACGAUGGAGCCGGUGGUUAUGAUGCAGAUGAACCUGGAUGCAGAUUCAGGCAGUGGAGCUCAGGCCCCAGGGCAGCAGAACCCCAACGCUGCUGGACAGACUGGCACCACUCCUCCAGUCCAUAUCCCUGGCCUGCCUCCUGAGUUCAUGCAGGCCAUCAUGCAUCAGAUCUCUCAGCAGGCAGUUGCCAUGGCAGCCGCCGCUUCGGCCGGUCACCAAGGGCAACAGCAAGCCACUCCCGGCACCACUGGCCCGAACGGAGAGACGCCCGCUCCUCCUCCACCACCCCAGGCCAGAGUCGUCAUCACACGGCCGUCUUUCUCCCCACGUGUUCCCCAGUCAGCAGGCACCAGGGGAGCAACCAUCAACCUACGUGCAACAGUGCCCCCUACAGCGGGACAACAGGCAGGACAGGGUAACCCCAUGGCAGCCUCUCCUCUCACUCAGAUGGUCAGUGGUUUGGUUGGGCAGCUCUUAAUGCCAAUGCACACAAGCGAGCAAACUUCUACGACCACUUCAUCCCAUUCUUUUUCCUUCUCUACCUCUACCUCUUCCUCUUCCUCUUCCUCUUCAUCUUCGUCAUCCACCUCAUCUUCCUCUUUCUCUUCCUCUACUCCUCCUGCAUCCUCAGCCAACACUUCUGGUCAGACCUCCACUCGCACCACUAGCACGGCCUCUGUUGGCCAGUCCCAGGAGGGGGGACCCGAGGGGAAUUUGGCCCAGCUCCUUGGCUCUUUGCUGGGUGGCGCUGCAGGGGUUGGUGGGGGGGUCUCUGGGGGUGCCCCGUCCAUCACUGUUACAGUGCCUGGAGUCCCUGCUUUCAUCCAGGGCUUGUCUGAAUUUAUCCAGACCAAUCAGCCUGUCUUUCCUCCUCCUGGAACAGGAGCAACUCAGCAGCAGCAGCAGCAGCAGGCUCCUCCUCCUGCUUCUGCAACUCCCGCUCCUCCUUCUGGGGCAACCCCAACACCUCCUCAGCCUCCCAGUGGAGGAGGAGAGACUCUUAGCCCAGAACUUUUCACAGGUAUUGUGCAAGGAGUACUGUCCACCAUGAUGGGCUCCCUGGGAGCUGGCCAGGGCAACAGCGAGAGCAUUGCCCAGUUUAUCCAGAGACUCUCUCAAACCAGUAACCUGUUCACUCCAGGAUCUGGAGAUGCAGUGGGGUUCUUUGGGGACCUGUUGUCUCUGGUAUGUCAGAGUUUCUCUAUGGUGGACAUGGUUCUGCUGCUACACGGGAAUCCUCAGCCUCUGAGCCGGAUCCAGCCCCAGCUCACUGCCUUUUUUAAUGAGCACUACCUCCAAGGCCGGGAGCCCACCGAUGCUAACAUUGCUACUGCUGCUGAGGAUCUGAUCAAUGGUCUGGAGGAGUAUAUCGCCGAGAGCUUUUCCACUGUUACCGUGCGAGAGGGAGUUGAUAUCAUUCAGACGAAUAUGUCUUUUCUCAGACAACAGUUCACACGCAUGGCCACGCACAUACUACGCUGCACGGAUCACACGUUUGGCCCUCGCCUGCUGUUUUUGUGUACACAGGGCCUGUUUGAAUGUCUAGCCCUGAAUCUGUACUGUUUACGAGGAGAGCAAAGGGCUCUUACUGCAGUCAUCAACCACCGCAUCAGGAGGAUGUCUGCAGAGGUGAACCCAAGUCUAGUUAACUGGCUGACCAGUAUGAUGUCUAUGAGACUGCAUGUGAUCCUGGACCACAACCCAGUGACAGUGGACCAGAUCCAGCACUACGUCAUCCACACACAGAGUGAAUCCACACAGAGGGCAGAGUCAGACUCACAGGCAGGCCAGCAGUCAGAGUCACAGAAUGUGGAGAUGGAGGAGACUCUAUCACCAGCUCCUGCCACCACCGCAGAGGAGGCCAUGGCUUCUUCAGUAGAGAGCGGAGAUGUCGGAGAACCGGCUGCAGAUCUGGUCCCCCCGCGCAGGACGUCAGGGGAGGUGCGAGGAGCUGUGGGCAUGGCAGGGGCUGGGAGGGAGGAGUCAGGAAGCGAUGUGGAGCCUUGGGCGGCAGCGGUCCCUCCUGAGUGGGUUCCCAUCAUCAGACAUGACAUCCUGUCCCAAAGAAAGAUGAAGGCUCAGCCCCCGUUGUCGGACGCUUACCUACACGGCAUGCCUGCCAAGAGGCGGAAGACUGCACAAGGAGAAGGACCCCACCUGUCUCUGUCUGAGGCAGUGACCCGUGCGGCCAGGACGGCGGGAGCGCGACCCGUCACUAACUCAGACAGCCUCCAGACAGAGCUGGAAGCACCGGAGCUCCAGGAGGCCUACACACAGCAGGUAAAAAGCGACAUAAAGAAAAGAGUGAGUGAAGAUCCCGACUACAACUCUCAGCGGUUCCCGAACACACACAAAGCUUUUUCUGAAGACUCGUAACCACAAAUAUACUGGCCUUUUUCCUCCCUCUCAUUCCAGUCGAUGUCUAGGACAUUAAUGUAUCCCAGGCCUUGUUGCAUUGUGAAAAAUCCAAAACAAAAACAAAACUAAAAAAAACCCACUGGUGUCUCGUUACUCAAGAGUGAAUGACAUAAUUUAUAAUUUGUAUUGAUCCGUAACGGCCUGAGACAUCCUGAAAAGCAGCCAGUCUCAGCUCUCUGCUGGAGCUGUGUUUUCUCUGCCGGGGAAAUCUUGGCUCUCUGUUCUGCAUUCUCUCUUCCACUUCACAUCCAUCUCCUGUGACCCAGAGCCCCAGCUGCUACACACAUCACACGCAUCGCAUAGAACUAUCCAGAACCACUGUCUCAUCUUGACCGGAUCUAUUUAUGUCUUUACAAAGCUUCCAUCCCCAUUGUAUAUUAGCAAACCCAAGUUGUACAUUGUUUUAAGAAGGUGUUUGAAUAUUUGCAAUAAUAGCCAUUGCGAUAUUAGCUUGCAGUCAUGUAAACUUGAAAACAAAAAAAAAAAAAGAAAAAAAGAAAAAGCAGUGGUCAUACCAGUAAGGCAAAAGAGUUUUAAUGAAAAGCAGACCGAGAAGUUUGUUUUAGAGAUGUCCAAACCAUUGUCUCACACGUAACCUGAGAACUAGUUUGAAGCGAGCAAAUGAGUUUACCAUCUAGAUGGUGGUUUCUGAGUUCUUUCCCUGAACUCGUUGACCGUUUGUAUUCAAUCCCAGCGCUGUUUCAUGUGACUUGGUCCUUCAGGUCUAUAAUAAGGCCUGUGAGUAUUUCAUUCAGGGGAGUCAGCGUGGGAUCAGUACACAAAAUGUGUAAGCGCUCUGUUAUCCUGAGGAGAGACUUUAGAAGCCUUCGUCUAGAUGUCGUAUUUCAAUCACGGUGAAGAACAUUCACCGCGUCUAAUGACUAUUAUAAAACGUGCGGUCUUUAAAUACUGUUCUCUGUGUUUUGUGUGAGUGGGGUGACCAACGCUUUAAAGUUCACUUUUUUAUUUAAAGAAAAAAAAAAACAAACUAGCUCUGUGUUUGU